AAAUACAACGUGCGACGAAGAACUUUAAUGAAAAGCUAUUGAUUGGUGAGGGUAGAUUCGGGAAAGUCUACAAAGGAACACUUAAAGAUGGCAGGAAAGUGGCUGUGAAACGAAGUGAUCCACGACAUGGGCAGGGUGAGAACAAAUUCCAAACGGAGAUCAUGGUGUUGUCUCAGAUUCGUUACCGCCAUCUUGUUUCUCUGAUUGGAUAUUGUGAUGAACGGCGUGAGAUGAUACUGGUUUAUGAGUUCAUGGAAAAUGGGACUCUGAGAGAUCACCUCUAUCAUUCAGAUGACAAUUAUGAGAUGUCAACUUCAGUGUCUGAAUUAUCUUGGGAGCAAAGACUAGAAAUCUGCAUCGGUGCAGCAAAGGGCCUACACUAUCUACCCACUGGUCAGGUUGGAGGAAUCAUUCACCGUGACGUUAAGUCAACAAAUAUUCUUCUCGAUGAACGUUAUGUGGCUAAAGUUGCUGACUUCGAUCUUUCAAAAUCCAGCCUUCUUGGUCCGGACAACUUCACCAUGGGUGUAAAGGGUAGCUUUGGUUAUCUUCAUCCAGAAUACCUUACAACCUUACAGUUGAUAGAGAAAUCUGAUGUAUACUCCUUUGGAGUUGUACUUCUUGAAGUUCUCUGUGCUAGACCGGCUAUCAUAUAGUCAUCUUAACUGGAUGAGGUGAACUUAGCAGAAUGGGGGAUGCUGUGGCGAAAGAAGGCCAACUCGAGAAGAUUAUUGAUCCGGUGCUUGUUGGUAACAUUAAAC
Juglans microcarpa x Juglans regia is the source of this 761-nucleotide messenger RNA. Its product is annotated as probable receptor-like protein kinase At2g21480. Gene Ontology annotation, molecular function: transmembrane receptor protein tyrosine kinase activity; ATP binding. Bases 162 to 656 code for a protein of 164 amino acids. The record is from RefSeq and is a predicted model, not a curated record. Gene Ontology annotation, cellular component: plasmodesma; plasma membrane. Gene Ontology annotation, biological process: protein autophosphorylation. The transcript has a single exon. Lineage: Eukaryota; Viridiplantae; Streptophyta; Magnoliopsida; Fagales; Juglandaceae.